Messenger RNA from Neoarthrinium moseri, 1512 nucleotides. RefSeq lists its product as uncharacterized. NCBI's taxonomy places the organism in Eukaryota, Fungi, Ascomycota, Sordariomycetes, Amphisphaeriales, Apiosporaceae. Gene Ontology annotation, molecular function: transmembrane transporter activity. Gene Ontology annotation, cellular component: membrane. The record is from RefSeq and is a predicted model, not a curated record. Gene Ontology annotation, biological process: transmembrane transport. The coding region runs from base 1 to 1512 and encodes 503 amino acids. The transcript is spliced from 6 exons.
AUGAACGGCCACAGCGCCGACUCCGCACCGGGGAGCGAUGGCAGCGGUUCCACGGAGACGAGUCCCCUGCUCAACGGCAAUUCGGAACGUUCCACAGUAGUUCAACACCAGCGCCGGGUCAUUGUUGUCCUUUUCACCAUGUUUUUUCUUUUGGAGUUCGGAGCUGGCCUCCUGCUUCCUGGAUCAUCAGCCGCCCUGGAGCAGAAAAUCUGUGACGAAAGGUAUAGCAACAUAGCGCCUAUUGAUCGGGACUGCAAGUCCCCGGAUGUGCAAGGCCAAUUUGCUGUUCUUAAAGGUUGGCAAACGAUGUUAGACUGUGUGCCAGGCCUUAUUGUGGCUGUCCCUUUUGGCAUUUUAUCAAAUAAAUGGGGUCGGCAUCGCGUCCUUUCUUUGGCAUUCACCGGCAUCACUCUGGGACUUGCCUUCCUAGUCACUGUCCUCUACUUUGAUGUAUUGCCUGCCAAUCUCAUUCUCGUGUCACCUGUAUUCAUGCUUCUCGGUGGUGGCCCCGCGGUCAUUACAGCAAUGCUAUAUACAUCAAUAGCCGAUAUCACUCCGGUUAGCGCAAGGGCACCAAUAUUCUUACAGCUCUCUGCUCUGUUCAUUCUCUCAGAGAUAGGUUCUGGACCACUUGCUGGUCUCAUUCUAUUGAAAAGUACAUGGGGUUUGAUUGGCCUGGCCUCUGUGUUCUAUGUUCUGGCCACCGCAACCACUUUCCUUUUGCCUGAUACGCUGAGCAUCAGCAAGAUUACUACGACACAUGAUGGAAGUAGAGAAGACCAAAGUGGAGACGCAACGGCUAGUAGCACCUCUACUUUGCAAGAGUCACUUCGCCGCAUCUCUGAAGGCGUGCACGAGAUUCGCUCCUUCCUGAAAGGCCAUGGACGAGCGAUCGUCAUGAUGUUCUGUUAUGUCUUUGUGGCUCUAAGCAAGGUCGUACAACUCAUGCUGCUGCAGUACACUACGAAGCGAUACCACUGGACCUGGAGCAAAGCCUCGUUUCUUCUUACUAUUCGCAGCAUAGUCAGCCUAGUGGUGCUUAUCGUUGUACUGCCAGCGCUUACCCAGCUGCUUACCGUGCGUUACAAGGUCGGCGUUAUAAGAAGAGAUGUAUGGAUCACCCGUGUGACUGGUCUCGCUGGCGUUCUAGGGUCGUUGCUGAUUGCCUUCGCAUCGACUCCGGAUAUUCUCAUCCUUGGUCUCGUCACAUUCGCAAUCCACGGAGGCAUGACAGCUGUCCUCCGCAGUCUACUGAGCAACAUGGUGGAACCUCGCCAUCUGGGUACCAUGAACUCCCUGCUGGGUAUACUAGAGAUGAUCGCCUUGAUGCUUGGAGCACCUGCGUUGUUCUCGUCCUUCCGUCUGGGGCUCGAGCUGAGCGGAGAUUGGAUCGGCCUCCCGUUUAUAUGUGCUGCUGCGAUGAUUGCCUUCUCUACAAUCAUCGUCUUCGUCUUGCCUGUUCGGGCGAGCAAGGGACAUGUAGACUUGUUGUCUACGGAAGACGAAUCAUAA